GCGUGCAAGAUAACCGUAAAUAUUCCACCCCUCCCCCAGACCCCAACCAUCCCGCUGGCGUGCGCUCUCUACGACCCCCACGAUGUCUCGGCAGUCGGGUCGCACGCCGCUGCCGGGGCGUGGUGGGGGCAUCAUACACACACCCACGCCCACACCGCCCACCCGCACCUGCAGCCGCAUCCGCAUCCCGCCAUGCAGCAGCAUCAUCUCCAACAGCAGCAGCAGCAACAGCAGCAACAGCAGGAGCAGCAGCAGCAGCAACAGCAACAACAGCAGCAGCAGCAGCAACAUCUGCAGCAGGAGCAGCAACAACAUCUCCAGCAGCUGCAUCACCAUGCGCACCACCACCUGCCUCAGCCAUUGCAUACCACCAGCCAUCACCACAGCGCGCAUCCCAACCUUCAGCAGCAGCAACAGCAACUGGCAACAUCGCCCUCCGCGGUGCUGCAGCAGCAGCAGCAGCAGCAACAACAGCAGACGACGCCCACCACACAUUCCACGCCCACCCAUGCGGUCAUGUACGAGGAUCCACAUCCACCAGUGCCCGUGCCCAUUGUCUCCGUGCAGCAGCAACACCUCCCCGCUCCCCAGCAACAGCAGCAGCAGCAGCAACACCCACAACAGCAGCAGCAACAGCUGGCCACCACACCAACGGUGGCCGGUGCCCUCAGUCCCGCCCAAACACCUACUGGUCCCUCCGCCCAACAACAACAACAGCAGCAGACGCAGCAACAACAUCUCACAUCGCCGCACCACCAGCAACUGCCGCAGCAGCAACAAACCCCAAAUAGUGUGGCUAGUGGCGCCUCCUCGAAUCUCCAGCAGCAGCAGCAGCAACAGAACUCAGCGGUCGCUUCUGGCCAGGCGCAGAUCGUGGCGCCGACCACAGCCAGUGUUUCUCCCUCCAGUGUUAGUUCCCAGAAGGAAGACAUCAAUAUGUCCAUCCAAUUAGCGCCACUGCACAUACCCGCCAUCCGGCCAGGUCCGGGCUUUGAGACGGACGCCUCGGCGGCGGUCAAGCGGCACACGGCCCCCUGGCCAUACAAUGAUGACGGCUUCAACCAGUACCACGCCUCCGCGUCGCAGUACUACAUGGAGCAGCGGGAUCGCAAGCACAUGUUCCCCUACUACCCAGACACCCAGUUUCAGCAGUACUGGCCUAACUACCGCACCGACCAGCCGACCUCAGCGGCGGCGGCGGCCUACAUGAGCGCCACCGAGGACCGACACGUGAGCGCGGCAGCAGCGGCCCGGCAGUCCGUCGAGGGCACCUCGCAGUCCAGUUAUGAGCCGCCCACCUACUCCUCGCCGGGCGGUCUACGGGGCUAUCCCAGUGAGGCCUACUCCAGCUCAGGAGCCUCUGGUGGAUUGUCGGUGGGUGCUGUGGGUCCUUGCACGCCCAACACCGCCCUGCACGAGUGGACCGGCCAGGUGUCAGUCCGGAAAAAGCGAAAGCCUUACUCCAAGUUCCAGACCCUGGAGCUGGAGAAGGAGUUCCUCUUUAAUGCCUAUGUGUCCAAGCAGAAGCGCUGGGAGCUGGCCAGGAAUCUGCAGUUGACCGAGCGACAGGUUAAGAUAUGGUUCCAGAAUCGGCGCAUGAAGAACAAGAAGAACUCACAGCGCCAGGCCAAUCAGCAGAAUAAUAACAACAAUUCGAGCAGCAAUCACAACCAUGCGCAGCCAACACAGCAGCAUCAUAGCAACCAUCAUCUGAACCUUGGCUUGAGCAUGGGUCACCACUCCACGAAGAUGCACCAGUGACCCUUGGACAAUGGCAGUGCGGGAGCAAUGGGCUUUGCCACCUACUAGCAGUUAGCCAAUCCGAGUUCGGUGAAUCCCCAGCAGCCGCAGCCGCAGCCGAACUCGCAGGGGGAUCCUCAUACGCAUCCGCAUUCGAAUCCCCAUCCCCUGACCGAUCCGAACCACCAUCUGAUCAAGAACGAGCUGGCCCUGGACUUUCCCUGUUAGCCAGCGAAUGGAGAUAUAUAUAAUGAGAAAGAGAAAGUAAAAUGUACAAAACCCAGAGAGAUCUCUAGGAUGAGGAGGAGGUUGAAGGAUCAUGAUCUGUGGCAGCCCAGUACCGCGCUGGCAUCGCUGACAAAUGAUUGGAAUGCAGUUAAUUAUUAAGUCAGUUGUAGAGAUCCCUAGAGAUCCCAGACCCAGCAGCUUAGUUCGGUAGUUGAAUAUAUAGAUACGAGUAAGAUGGCAGCAGAAGCAGCAAAUAUGGAAUAUGAAAAUAUAUAUGUAUAUGUACUAUAUGUACUUCUCUUGACGCUCUCAUUAAACUUAGCGAGCACCAUGAAUUUUCUGAAUUAUAAAUUAUGAAUAUGAAUAUACUUAAACGUCAACGUGAAUAUAAUCCCGCAUAAAUUAUGAAUACACGCGUUCGAGUAGUAGAUUUUACCAUAACUAUCCAUUUAAGAGCGGCUAAAUUAGGAUGAGCACAUUGUAGACCCAGCAAAAAACAAAAUAAUGUUCUUAAAAACAAAACAAAACGAAUUGUUUAACAAUUUUCGAGAUCCUCCCAACACACGCACACACACACACACACACUCCGCAAGGCCUAGGAUAAAUUUUGUCGUGUUCGAUGUUCGUCGUGUCGUGUCCUUUGAUACCCUUUAAGUUCCUGUAUAUAAACUAAGACAGUGCGCCGGUACCUCCCGGCCAAAGCAACCACUCGAUAAAUUAAUCUAAAUGCAGAUAUAUAAAUUGAAGAUAUUCGAUAUGUGUAUGAUAUAUGAAGUCGAAUUCGAUUUUAGCAAAUGGUAUAAUAGUAAGUCGCAAAUUUUCAAUGUGUGUGUGCAUGUUUACUCCAUAGUUGAAAGUCGCUUUCGAAUUAAAUUAACUCUAAACUACUCGUACUAAAUCCAGCAUACACAAAACUAAAGAAAAUCUAAAGCAAGAUGAAUAUACAUUUUACUAAAGUAAGCGAGUGUGAACAAAAACAGAAAAAACAAGAAAAAGGAAUCGAUGGACGGGGUGGACAUGUCGAGGAGAAAGUAAUUAGCAUACCGUAACAGCUACUUAUAUAACUUACACAUAGUACUAUAUACCAUAUAGUAAUCGUACAUAUGCAUAUACAUAUAUUUUCAUGUGUAUCGAUGCCGCUUGAUCCUGAUAUUAAGUCUAAGUUUAGUUGUGUUGUGUAAUUAUCGAUUUUGUUAAUGUUUUGCCCCGAGCAUUAUAUUAUUAUGCUAAAACCUAAACCUAAUCCUAAAGCCUAUACACCUACACCUACACACCUAUGCCUCUCAUUCUAUAUGUGUAUAAUUAGAUAUAUGCAUAAUUGAUGAAGAAAUGAUUUCACCCACUGCUUUAUUCAUGUUCUUGUAUUAUUAUUAUUUCGAGCCCUCGAUAAGUUGUAGUCUAAAGUCGGUUAUGUUUAUGAUUAUGUUC
Drosophila serrata is the source of this 3396-nucleotide messenger RNA. RefSeq names its product Homeobox protein abdominal B (gene Abd-B). Gene Ontology annotation, cellular component: nucleus. Lineage: Eukaryota; Metazoa; Arthropoda; Insecta; Diptera; Drosophilidae. Gene Ontology annotation, biological process: regulation of transcription by RNA polymerase II. The record is from RefSeq and is a predicted model, not a curated record. Gene Ontology annotation, molecular function: DNA-binding transcription factor activity, RNA polymerase II-specific; RNA polymerase II cis-regulatory region sequence-specific DNA binding.